CACCCUCGGUGUCGGCGGCGCUAGCUGCUGCCUCGCUUCGCUCUGCGCUGGGCUGCGUUGAGUUGCCGUGGUCUGCUGCUCUACUCGGCUCCAUUCUGCUCUCCCUUCCAGAAUCCAACAUGGAGUAAGCAGAGAUGGGGCUCGUUCGGGGCCAUCCUAACCGACGACAGCAGCGGCAAGCCCAAGCAACAAUCUCCACAGCGGUUGGCACGUUGGCAGGCACCGAAGGGGGCCGAAGGAAAGCGAGGGAGCCCCGGUGGGCCCGAGGGAGAAUUCUCCAAGGAUUUUACACUUUUUAUGGACGCCACUGAAAUAGUGCAGCAGGCAUAACAUGUAAGGACGGACGAAUAAGGGAAGGAAGGAGAGAGAGAGAAAGGGAGAAGACGAGAGUGUGCUGGGCGAGAGACGAGACAGAUACCGAGGAGAUACCAAAAGAGGAUAAGAGAAGAGGGUACAACAACCAUCGAAUGGGAUAUAACCGUUGGGAUUAAGACGUGGUGCGUUUUAACGUGUUUUUUUUCCGGCCUCUCCAAGACACCCCAAGAGACGCCCGCGGACACAGACAAUAUGAAGCCUGAAAACUGUGUGCGCGCAGUGGGAUUUUAUUGUAGGUGAAACGAGGAAAAAAUGAGCGAGGAAACACACCCCGACGAUGAUAGCUACAUAGUGCGAGUCAAAGCGGUGGUGAUGACCCGGGACGACUCCAGCGGCGGUUGGCUGGCCCAGGAAGGGGGCGAGCUCAGCCGGGUGGGCGUGGUCAAGGUUGCGCCUAGCGACCUGGAACUGCUGGGUCGCCACGGUUUCCUCAUCUAUGGCGAGAGACUCAAAGACAAGCAGGUGAGCCUGGAGUGUUUUCUGAGGAAAGACCUGGUGUACACUAAGGCCAACCCCACCUUCCACCACUGGCGUGUGGACAACCAGAAGUGCGGCCUGACCUUCCAGAGCCCCGCCGACGCACGCGCCUUCGACAGGGGCGUCCGGAAGGCCAUCGAGGACCUGACGGAAGGGUCCACCACAUCCUCCUCCACCCUUCAGAACGAGACGGAGCUGGGAGACGACGACGUAUUCACGAAUGCGACAGACAGCUCGUCCAACUCGUCCCAGCGGGCGCGAGACCGGGAGACGUCCCUGCAGACCCUGGCCCCCAUCAGCCUGUGUGAGACGCGGAGACACCAGUGCAUCAUGGACCACCUGUAUGACCAGCACCGCUUCUCAGACCACUACUUUAUGGACCAGUCGAUGCCGUCCUUCACCACCUCGUCGUCGUCGCGUCACGUCCGCUUCCUGGUGUCGGACACGGAGCCCGAGGAGGAGAUCGUGCGCAUCAACCCCCGCGAGCGCGCCUGGCUCUGCACGGGCUACGAGGACUACCGCCACGCUCACCCGGCCAUGGGUCGCUACGGCUACGGCAACAACAACAAGACGUCGUCCACCACCCCGACGUCCACCACCACCACCGCGCUGUACCACCCGCCGUCCUCCCUGGCGGCCCUGAGACCCCUCCACCAACACCACCACCUUCACCCGCUCCACCACCACCAGUACCAACACCACCAGUACAACAUCCACUCGCAUCACAUCCACGAGCCGUUUGGCCACACGCCUUUCCUCCCCGUCACAGACCCGGACGCCUACGUGCACUUUGACAAGUCGGACCCUCCGAAACACGACUACACCUACCCGUACCCGUCGGGCGGGGGCGGGGGAGGGGGCAAGGGGGACCCCCACCGGACCGAGGGCAAGAAGUUGGGUGGGAACGGCGACGGGGGGGACGGCAACGGGAGGGGCGUGGCAGUGGUGACGGGUCAACCCCGUAGCCUGCAGUCGAAGUGGCGGAGGGGACUGGGCGCUUUCGCCGGCAGCUUCCGCUCCUCGUCGUCCUCCAACGCGCGCCGGCCGGACUCCUCCUCCUCCUCGUCUUCGUCCGCGGCCGUCGUCGGCAUCGGCGGCACGGGGUGCGGAACGUCCUCCUCCUCCUCCUCCGUCGCCGUGGGGAUCGCCGGCGGGAUCAUGACCACCGCCGGCUCCGGUUCCUGCUCCGGCGAGCGCGCCCAGUGCGUCUACUGCCGCGACCUGUUCCGGCGCGAGGACAACCGCCGGGGCCACUGCACCGAGGCGCCGGACCCCGUCCGCACCUGCAUCCGGCGGGUCAGCUUCAUGUGGUGUGCCGACUCGCUGCUCUACCACUGCAUGUCCGACCCGGAGGGCGACUACUCGGACCCGUGCUCCUGCGACGCCUCGGAGGGCGAGCGCUUCUGGCUGCGCUGGGCGGCACUGCUGGGGCUGUCGGUGCUGGCUCCGUGCAUGUGCUGCUACGGGCCGCUGAGGGCCUGCCACCGCUGCGGCGUGGCCGUGCACUGCUGCGGGGGCCGGCACAAGGCGGUGGGGUGAUGUACGCCAGGCAGGGAAAGAACCGCGCGCCCGUGAGCUUCCCUUUCAAUCCAUUUUCCAUUGCUGGGGUUGCGUUUUUUCAAAAGCCAUAGUUGCUAGCCAGUUAGCAAGUUGGGUAAUUGUGCUGAUGGCGAAAAUUGCGUUGCAAACACUAAAGUAGCUAGCGCAGUUAGCAACUAUGGUUUCGAGAAAUGCGCCCGUCACAGGAAUGGAAAUGGAUUGAAAGAGAGAUCAUCGGUGUGCGGUUCUUUCCCUGCCUUACAUAGGCUUUGCGUUAUGGCCCUGAACCCGGCUAACAGAGGUUGGAAGUGUAUGGGAUCUGACUGGGAUUAGUAGGGUGAUGUAUGACAGACUUCUUGGGGAUGACAUCUUGACUGUGAUUAGGGAGGUUUUUCUUAAAAGGGGACGAUCCAACGCAGGUACCGCCACAAGACCGUGAGGUGACACUUUAAUGGGGUGUGGUGACACAUAUUCUGGGGUGGGCACCGUGACUUGUGAUUGGGAGUAUAGACAGAAGUUUUGUAUGUAAAACAUUGCAAGCCAGUUCAACGUAAAAAGGUAAGUUGCCCUGCUGCCCUAAGUUUUUAAGGCUUAGCUCAAUUCAAGGCUUCCUCAAGUUGAGCUAACUUAAAAACUUCAGGCAGCAGGGCAGCUCAGUUUUUUACGUUUAUCUGGCUUGCAAUGUAUUAACAGCGUAAGGAGGCCGACCCAGUACGAGAGCCGACAAAAAGUUGGGAGGGGAUGACAUCGUCUUUGGGAUGACAACAGAACUGUGAAUUGUGAAACUGAUAGGAGGUUUUGGAUGUCACAUGAUGUUUGGGAGUGACACCGUGACUGACUGUGAUUUUUUGGGGGGUGACAUGUUUUUACGGUCACUGGUACCUUGACCAUCACUUGUGGGCAAUGGGACCUGAAUAGGAUCCCUUUUAAUUUUACAGUGUGCUAGUCACAGUGUAACUGUAACAGCAACACUGCACUGUAAAACAUUGCAGUCAGUUAAACGUAAACAAGUAAGUUGUCCUGCUGCCUUCAGUGUGCAAGUUAACGUAACUUGAGAAAGCCUAGAAUUUACUUAAAUCUUGUGUUGAGUUUACCUACAAACUUAAGGCAGCAGGGGAGCUUACUUUUUUCACGUUUCACUGGCGUGCAAUGUUUUACAGUUUGUGAAAUAAAGCUAUCGCCCUGUCAGAGCGGACCACAGAGUGAUCAUCUGAUCCACAGAGAGGUGAUCUGGAAUUUGCCACCCCGAACCUAGAUUUCUACUUUACAAUCCAGUUUUGAAUAAUCAAUGCCAAGACAAAUUCUCCAAGCCCCCAUCUCCCACCUGUCUCCAAUACCUCUGUCCAUACCCAACCCCCACCCCACCCCCCAUGGAAGGCCUGUAGUAGUCUGGGUACUAAGAUACGAUUAAGGGCUCCUCCACUCCUGAAUCGGGGCCAAAUAAUUGUCUAAAACGUGUCAAAAUGUGUACAGGCCUUAUAUACAAGUGGUUUCGAUGGAGAGAACAUGAUGAAUGCGACAGAAAAAAAUGGGGACAAGGAGAGAGGACGUAGAAGACAAAACAGAAAGGAAGUAGUUUGGACUUGAUCACCAGCAUGGGAUGAAAGAAGAAAAAGAAAAGAAAGGAAAGAUGGAACCCUGUACUCUAAAAUGAACAGACAAGAAAAGAGGGGAAGAGAGAGCCCUAAGGACUAUGAGCAUUGGGCGUUUCUAUUUUAUAAAUAUAUAUAUAUAAAUAUAUAUAAAUAUAUAUUUUGUUUGGUUUUUGUAUUUGUUUAUAUUUUUUUCUUUUCUUGCUGACCUUUUGUUUGCCAAAUCUCUGACAGAAACAAAAACAAACUGAGCGAGGAAUGGAAUAGGGUUAAAGGAACGGAGACGGUUUUUAUUUGUCAUUUGUCUGUUUGUUUAUUUGUUUGUGACCAGAGUGGGUUGGUUGUUGGCAUUUCUCAAAACCUAGUGCGCGCACUUCCAAGUGUGUUCCUAAUUAGUCACGCCCAGUGAUUGGAUACUCUUUAUUAGUCACACCCAGUGAUUGGAUACUCCGUAGAGUUCACCAAAGAAUAUCCAAUCACUGGGCGUGACCAAUUAGGCUGAUACACUUGGAAGUGUGCGCACUAAGUUUUGAGAAAUGCCCACUGUCUCCACAAUCAUGAUGGCUAUUUGUUUUUGUUUAAUUUUAUUUUUUUAUUUUAUUUUCACAUUAUUUUAUUUACUUUCUUUUGUUAGUUUGUCAUGUGUCAAAGGGGUACAACUCAGAAGCUUCCGAGAUAUACAUUUUAUGGACUAAAAAAAAAAAAUAUCUGUUUCUAUAUAAAAAAAAUCUAUAUGAAAAUAUUCAUAAACCGGUACUUUAUAUUUUUACACUUAUGUGUUGUAAAGGCUUGAAUUAGUCGUUUUAUUUCUUGUCUUCUUUUUUUUUACGAUAAGUUUGGUAUGGUUGUUUGUUGACUUGUUUGUUUGUUGAUUUGUUUGUGUUUACCUGUUGCCAUAGCUUGCCAGUUGUUGAUAACACAGGGAGAUUCAUUCCAAGAAGGUGAUUGGGUGACGAACCAGGUUCAGUUAUCCCCGGAUUUUGUCAUAAAUGAGCUAACAACAGGGGCCUAUACAGUGUUGCCAGAUUGGACGGUUACCCGCCCAAUUUGGCUACUUGGGGUGGCCGUCUGCGGGUAAAAACGGGAAAAAUUGGCCACUUGGCGUUUUUUUCUGCAGUUUUGUGCCCAUAGAAACCACUGCAAUUUGUUGAAACUGGGCAGAAUUUAGCUCAUUUUGGCGUUUUUUGAGAACCUUUUGGGCGGGAUUUGAUCAGACACAUCUGGCAACACUGGGCCUAUACCACAAAGCUGGUUGAGGAGUAACACUUGAGAAAAUGAGGACUCCAGCCUCUUCUAUUAGGUGAUUUACCUCUUAACUUAACUUGGUUUACUCCUGAGCGAGCUUUGGAGUAUAGGCCCCAGAGCAUGGAGUCAUCGCUUUCUUGACAAAAUGAUACCUGCACUCAGACUGGUAUCCAGACAACUCUCCACCCAAACACCAACAUUUCCAUUCAUUAAAUUUUGCAAAGGUGGACGAAACUCCGCCUUUCCCCUAAGACAUCUAGGAGCAGUGUACAGUUGCAACACUGACAGCAUUGUCCAACACAUGGUAAAAGAAGAUAUAGCAUAAAAUACAGAAUGUGGUAAACCAGUUAGCAACUUACUUGGUUCUCAAUUGGACUUUGCAUUGCAACCAAGUAAGUUGCUAACUUAGUUAGCAAUGACGUUGUGGUGAAAUGCACCCCUGUAUACCGGUAAUGGCAGGUUUACCACAUUCUGUAGGUUGACUUAGCCUGGUGCAUUACUCCAGUCAUGUCCUUGGAAUAUGAAACCCCCUGAUUCUCGCUUUCAGCAAAGGCACUUAAACGUACACUGACUGUGAUCAUUAAUAUGCCUAGUGUCAGGACCAUCCCACUGUGUGUGUGUGUGUGUGUGUGUGUGUGUGUGUGUGUGUGUGUGUGUGUGUGUGUGUGUGUGUGUGUGUGUGUGUGUGUGUGUGUGUGUGUGUGUGUGUGUGUGUGUGU
Messenger RNA from Engraulis encrasicolus (European anchovy), 5947 nucleotides. RefSeq names its product sprouty related EVH1 domain containing 2a (gene spred2a). Gene Ontology annotation, molecular function: protein kinase binding. Lineage: Eukaryota; Metazoa; Chordata; Actinopteri; Clupeiformes; Engraulidae. Gene Ontology annotation, biological process: multicellular organism development; negative regulation of MAPK cascade. Bases 628 to 2391 code for a protein of 587 amino acids. The transcript has 6 exons. The record is from RefSeq and is a predicted model, not a curated record. Gene Ontology annotation, cellular component: membrane.